Molecule: messenger RNA, 2742 nt
Organism: Notolabrus celidotus (New Zealand spotty)
Lineage: Eukaryota; Metazoa; Chordata; Actinopteri; Labriformes; Labridae
Product: arfaptin-2-like
Exons: 11
Coding region: 211-1383 (390 amino acids)
Biological process (GO): intracellular protein transport; regulation of Arp2/3 complex-mediated actin nucleation
Cellular component (GO): trans-Golgi network membrane
Molecular function (GO): protein domain specific binding; phospholipid binding
Source: RefSeq, a predicted model, not a curated record
ACAAACUUUUAUUUUGAAGUGAUACUACUAAACCUCUUCGCUUGCCUGGAUCUUAGGCUGCUUGGAUGCAGGGAUUUUCUGGACCUUAAAUGGAAGCAGACAGAUAACGGUUUUCUCCCUCGGACGACUGGACUUGGCUCCAAUAUCAAGUUGCUACAGUGUUGAGGAAGCUAGCUGUCAAGUAGUAGCCCAGCAUCAGUAGAUUUCAUUAUGGCUGACAAUAUCAUGAGCAAGGCUGCAACCAUGGAGAUCCCCAUUAACAGCAAUGGAGACACAGGGACUCUACCAGAGGAUGACAGCCUGGAGCAGGAUCUGCAGCAGGUGAUGGUGUCAGGACCCAACCUGAAUGAAACCAGCAUCGUGUCAGGAGGUUAUGGAGGACCUGCAGGGGGCAUCAUUCCCACCAGCAGCAUCAAAGGGCCUGCAGUUCGCUUCAACCCUGAGUAUCUGGACAGAAGACGAGCCCCUGCACCUGGACCAGACAUUCGCAUGAAAUCCAGGGGUGUUAGUUUGCCUCACAGCCAGUCUGCAGCCACCCGGCUUACACAACAGACAGACCAGCGUCCAGGAUCAUCAAACCAUAACGCAAGUAACUCCACUGAAGAAGUUUCUCGUGGUGUGGCAGUGGAGAAAUUGGACAGUGUAAAGAAAUGGGGCAUAAACACAUACAAGUGUACCAAGCAGAUGUUCUCUGAAAAGUUUGGGCGAGGGUCUCGAACUGUAGACCUGGAGCUGGAGACUCAGAUUGACUUGUUAAGAGAUACCAAGAGCAAGUAUGAAAACAUCCUGAGACUGGCCACUGCACUCAUCAGUCAUUUUCAGAGUAUGGUGCAGACUCAACAGGCUCUGGGAGACACCUUUACUGACCUCAGCCAGAAGUCCCCUGAACUGCAGGAUGAGUUUGGAUACAAUGCAGAAACACAAAAGCUGUUGUGUAAGAACGGCGAGGCACUGCUGGGUGCUAUCAGCUUUUUCGUGUCCAGUGUCGACACCUUGGUCAACAAAACAAUGGAGGAUACUCUGAUGACCAUAGCGCAUUAUGAAAACGCAAGACUUGAGUUUGAUGCCUAUCGGUCUGAUAUGGAGGAGCUGAGUUUGGGCCCAAGGGAUGCAGCUGCCAUGGUCCGCAUUGAGAUGGCCCAGCAUGACUAUCAGAUUCACAGAGACAAGUAUGAAAGGCUGCGCAGUGAUGUCACCAUUAAAAUCAAAUUUCUGGAGGAAAACAAGGUAAAGGUGAUGCACAAGCAGCUGCUUCUCUUCCACAACGCUAUCUCAGCUUACUUUGCUGGCAACCAGCAGCAGUUGGAACAAACUCUCAUACAGUUUAACGUUAAGUUAAAGCCCCCAGGAUCAGACAAGCCAUCCUGGCUGGAGGAGCAGUGAAGAUGUGCAGGGUUCAGCUGUUUGAGAGAAGCAGAGACAUGCCGGUCAGUGACAAACUUGACAUUGUGGUUUGAUGGACAAUAAUUAAAUACAUAAAGGAGUAUACUGUAUGACAGUAGCUGCCAGCGAUGAAGAAAAACACGAGUUAUCUCUUUCAAAAUGUUUUUCGUAUCACUCAUGACAUACCGUAGAUGGAACGACAUUUUUAGUUGUUACAGAAUUUAUUGUAAAGUCACAAAUGUACCUUUUUGUUAUUUUCUUAUUUAGGUUGCGCAAUCAUUUAUAUAUCACUUCUUAUUUAUGUAAAGUACAGUCUUCUACUUCUGUAGAACCCCUUUGGCAGUUUUGCACAUUCAUUAUUUUGUUGUGUUUUUUAAUGUUGCCUAAAGUGUCAUCUGUAGUAUUUACUGAGUACAUCACAUGAGAGUAAUUCUAAAAGAUUAGAUUAUCAGAUUAUCAAGUUAUAAUAAUGUCAAACAUGUCAUGAAAUAUCCUCAGAAAUUUGAUUAGUUUUUUUUUGAGUAUGCAUGACUGAACCAGUUCCUCUAAAUGUAGUUUUACAGAUUGAAUCAAAGACAUCCAGAUUUAUCAUAGUUUUUAAAGUUAUCUUGUUUCAAACUCAGCUGUGUGGAGCAUCUGCCUGUAUGACCAGGUUAUGGUUUACAGACAUCAAAGGGGAAAAGGUUUAUAGUGAAUUUGGGUUUUCUCUAAACUUGAUUGCAAUCCUAAUCUUUGGGUACCUUUUAGAUAUGUUGAUAAUCCAGCACAGUCACAAGUGUGUGUCUUAUUUACUUCAGAGUUUACACUUUGAAAUAAGCCGCUAAAAGGAAUAUUACACUCACAUUCAUGUGUUGAUCCAUAGUAUGGAUGCUUUGGUGAAACAUUCAAUCAUUUCUGAAUAAAAUCAUAAAUCAAAAUGCAGCACAUAGCCAGUGUUUACAUGACUUUGUUUCUAUAUGAGGGGCAACUGAAAGAAGCCUGUGAGACUGAUUCUUGAAGUCUCUUUUUACUAAACUCUGAAGUCAGAUAAAAGUAUGAACACAUGCCAUACCACUUGCAGUCUGUGUUAUGGAAGUCGAAGUAACUCCUCGAGGACAGAAUGUAAGAGUUAUUUUUUUUCUGAUUUUGUUUUAUUUAUUUACCAAUCUGUGUCCAUUUCUGAUUAGUCAGCUGAUUUGUCUUUGUCUUUUACAUUUCCAAUAAAGUCUGCUGGAUGUUUGUUUCACCUGACUGUGCAGUGCCACAGAUUUGAUUUGAUAUUGAAUGUCCUCCCGAUUGUGUACAGAAAACUCACGAUAUAUUGCAAAUGUAUGCCACAAGUAAUUAUGUACAUGAAAAUACAAUGAUAUAUCUCUAAAA